UACUCGGGGAAUUCAGACAUAACUUUGCAGAAGGAGAACAAACCCGCUUCUGAAAGAAUAUCCAACGGGUCCACAUUUAUUGCCUGAAGUUAAAGGUUCUAAAUGUUUAUCAGAAUGAAGAAAUCUGAAGACAGUGGCAGUAAAGUAUCAUUUACCUCAGUUUCCAAUUUUACUAUUCAGUCAAUUCUUGGAACUGUGUCCGAGGACGCGCACAAGGACAGUUGUAAUUCUAGUUCCGACGCGGGGCUGCUGCAGAGACAACGCAUGCGCUCCGUGUCUUCAGAAGGAUUCAGCGGCGGGGAGGAUUCUACAGACUUCUACCUUUUACCCGGAGGAAAGAAACCGCGCAAUGACCUCAACGAUCUCACACUUUCUUGUCUAAGUGACAAAAACAGACUAAUUCUGGGGCAAGAGAUGGUGAAGAGACAUCAGCUUUUUCAUGAUUAUAAAGAAGGUGACCAGAGAUACUACAACCAAACAUCACCUGCUAUUUCAGAAGAAAAGGGUCAUAUUGACGACGACGAAACAUCCAACUCAUCCAAGAAGAAGUCUCGGACCGUAUUCUCGCGGAGUCAGGUUUACCAACUAGAAUCGACGUUUGACCUGAAACGUUACCUUAGCAGUACAGAACGAGCUAGUCUCGCCUCCAGUCUCCAGUUGACAGAGAUACAGGUGAAAACUUGGUUCCAGAAUCGGAGGAACAAGUGGAAACGUCUGCUUUCUGCGGAGAUAGAAGCGGUGAACAUGGCUCACGCGUCAUCCGCACAAACUCUGGCUGGGAUGCCGUUCUUCUUCAAAGAGAAUUUCCGGCUACGGAUUCCUGUCCCUGGAUCAAUUACUUUCCCUACACCUCUAUGUUAUCCCGGGAGCAACAUGCACGCUUUACCUUUGUACAAUUUUUAUAAUAAAAUUGAAUAGAAUGAU
Molecule: messenger RNA, 924 nt
Organism: Oncorhynchus nerka (sockeye salmon)
Lineage: Eukaryota; Metazoa; Chordata; Actinopteri; Salmoniformes; Salmonidae
Product: homeobox protein HMX2-like
Exons: 2
Coding region: 103-918 (271 amino acids)
Biological process (GO): regulation of transcription by RNA polymerase II
Cellular component (GO): nucleus
Molecular function (GO): DNA-binding transcription factor activity, RNA polymerase II-specific; RNA polymerase II transcription regulatory region sequence-specific DNA binding
Source: RefSeq, a predicted model, not a curated record